Stylophora pistillata is the source of this 1704-nucleotide messenger RNA. Its product is annotated as dnaJ homolog subfamily C member 3. Gene Ontology annotation, molecular function: misfolded protein binding; protein-folding chaperone binding. Lineage: Eukaryota; Metazoa; Cnidaria; Anthozoa; Scleractinia; Pocilloporidae. The record is from RefSeq and is a predicted model, not a curated record. Gene Ontology annotation, biological process: protein folding in endoplasmic reticulum. Gene Ontology annotation, cellular component: endoplasmic reticulum.
UUUUAAGGCAAAACAUACAUGUCAGUCUCAAAAUGUGUAGUUUUGGACAACUUUUUACAUCGUUGAAUAUAAUUUUGAUCAUUUUGGAACUGAAAAUAAUCGGAGUUUCGAGCAAAUUGUCAGCAACAGAAGUCGAAAAACAUUUAGAACAAGGCAAGAGAUUGCUUGCCAAUGGGCAGCUAAGUGAUGCUCUAGUACACUAUCAUGCAGCGGUUGAUGGUGAUCCUGACAAUUUUUUGACAUAUUUUAAAAGAGCAACAGUUUUUCUAGCAAUGGGUCGCUCAAAAGCUGCUUUACCUGAUCUAGACAGAGUCCUGGAACUAAGACCUGACUUUUUUCAGGCGCGGUUACAAAGAGGGAAUGUUUUACUUAAACAAGGAAGACUAGAUGAAGCACAUAUUGAUUAUGAAGCAGUGUUACAUAAAAACCCUGAUAAUGCCGAAGCACUGCAGCAGUUGAACAUUAUAGAACCAAUCAGAAAAGAUGUCUCUGAGGCAAGAAAUGCAAUAAAUAUGGGAGACUAUCCACUUGCUAUAGAGUUCUUGGGAAGAGCAAUAGAGGUGGCUCCAUGGGAUACUGAACUAAGAAUAAUGAGAGCUGACUGCCAUGAAAACUUGGGGGACUACAUCAAUGCAAUUUCAGACAUUAAGCCAACCACUAAACUUAUCCCAGACAAUACAGCAGCAUAUCUUAGACUCAGUGAGUUACAUUAUGGAAUGGGAGAAUUGGAGGAUGCACUGAGGGAAAUUCGUGAGUGCCUUAAGCUUGAUCCUGAUCACAAAGAUUGUUUUCCUUUUUACAAGAAAUUAAAAAAAUUGAAUAAACAGAUGCAAGCAGCUCAAGAUUUGAUCAACAGAGGAGAAUAUGAAGAAGCAAUAUCCAAACUUAAACAAGCUCUCAAAACAGAAUCUAAAAUCCGUUCACUAGCAGGCAAGGCAAGACGUCAGCUAUGCCACUGUCACGUCAAGCUUCAUAAUCCCAACGAUGCCAUUACUGAAUGUAACGAGGCGUUGAAGAUUGAUGAGAACGACGUCGAUGCGUUGUGCGACAGGGCAGAGGCACAUAUACUAAAUGAGAUGUAUGAUGAAGCUGUAAAUGAUUAUCAGAAGGCAAAAAGUAUCAACGAACACUUACACAAGGUUCAAGAAGGACUCGACAGAGCACAGAAAUUACUCAAACAAUCAAAGAAACGAGACUAUUACAAAAUCCUCGGAUUGAAAAGAAAAACGUGCAAAAUACGACAAUGGUGAAGACCCGUUAGACCCUGAACAGCAAGGUGGGGGUCAUCAACACUGGCAACAAGGCGGAUUUCCUUUCGGUGGGGGGUUUGGAGAAGGUUUUCAGUUCAAAUUUCAUUUCAACUAAAACAGCAUCCUGGCGCUUUGUGGGUAAAAAUAAUAGAUCUAUCCUUAAGCUGACUGUGGAAUCCAUGUUGUACAGAGAUACCAGGAGGAAAAACAUUUCGAACUGGAAGAAUUACUAUUUAUGGCAAUUAUAAUUAUUAUAAUUGUACACAAUUGUAAUAAUUAUAAUAAUCUUAGGGUAAGUUCCACUUGCUUCGUUGUGAGUGAAGACAAAAUCUGUGAAUGAAACACGUACUUUGAUGUGAUCUGCCAAAGUUAACGUUCUGGCUCCGGUUGUUCAAAGGGCGGAUAACGCUAUCCAACGGAUAACGCUCUCCAGCGGAUAACGCUAUCCAGCGGA